AAUUAAAAAUAAUAAAAAGAACCAAACCGAACAAAUCAAAACGAAGCUAAUGUAUUCAUAAAUUUUCUCUCAUUUUCUCACACUUUCUCAUUUGUUUACCGCUAUAUUUCUUUAAGCACCAAAAUUUGCAUUUCGUGGGAGGAAGAACCCUUCGCGCUUUUUCCACCCCACCCCUCCUCUCUCUCUCUCUCUCUCUCUUUUUCAUUUUUCUUCUAGCACCGACGAUCAAUUUUGCAUCAGAUCUGCGGUUUCAAUUUUGAUUCAAUCAGGGCUGCUUCAUUGUGAACGCAGGCAACGAUGAAGAAGGCCUUGGGCCAAACUGUUAGAGACCUUAAGAGAGGAGUUAAUAAGAAAGUUCUUAAAGUUCCUGGAAUAGAGCAGAAGGUUCUUGAUGCCACCAGCAAUGAGCCCUGGGGUCCUCAUGGGUCACUUCUUGCAGAUAUUGCAAUGGCUACUAGAAACUAUCAUGAAUACCAGAUAAUCAUGGCAGUAAUCUGGAAACGUAUAAGUGACACUGGAAAGAAUUGGCGUCAUGUCUACAAGGGUCUGACUGUUUUGGAGCACCUUGUUGCCCAUGGAUCAGAGCGUGUCAUAGAUGACAUAAGAGAACACGCAUAUCAAAUAUCAAGUUUGUCCGACUUUCAGUACAUUGAUUCCAGUGGAAGGGACCAGGGUAGCAAUAUUCGAAAAAAAUCUCAGAGCCUUGUGGUUCUUGUAAAUGAUAAAGAAAGGAUAAUUGAAGUAAGACAGAAGGCUGCAGCCAACAAGGACAAGUUUCGGAGCACAUCAACAGGUGGAAUGAAUAGGGCAGGUUUGGGGGGACAGGGGGACAGAUAUGAUUAUGAUUAUCAAUAUGGUUAUAGAGAUGAUGAUCGGUAUGGUAGAUAUACAGAUUCAAACAGUCGUGAUGGAGAUCGCUACAGCAGAGAUAAUGAAGAUCGCUAUGGCAGGGAUGGUUACAGGGAUGAUGACUACAAAGGUAGAAGUACAAGUGUUGAUGGUGAUCAAUAUGGCACCAGAAGUAGGAGCUCUGAUAGAGACCGUGCUUUUGAUGAUGAUGGUGAUUCAUCACGGGGCAGCAAUGCUAGAGCUGAUGAUUAUUCUCAGGAUGGAAGUUUCUAUAGGCGGCAUGAGCAGAAGUUCUCUGAACAAAAUAAUGGUGCUCCUCCUAGUUAUGAAGCAGUAAAUGAAUCUCAUAGUCCUGUCCAUAGUGAAAGGGAUGGAGAAACUUCAGUAGCAGCUGCUCCCAGGUCAUCUUCUCCUCCUGCUAGCAAUAAUCCUAACCUAGCAACGUCUGAUUUUGGUAAUUUAGCAUCUCCUUCAAAUAAAAAUGUGGAGGCUUUCAAUGCUUUUGAUCCACGUGUUUCAGUUUCAGCUGCCUCUGCCGGUGCUCCUGUUUCUACACCUGCCCCUGCUCCUCCCACUGCUUCAACCAGUUCUGAAAUAGACUUACUCGGUGCACUGUCAGAUUCAUGGGCGGUUGUGCCAACUCUAUCUGAAACCCCUGCUGCUGAGGCUGAUGCCCAUGCUAAAGGUUCUAUACCCUCCUUUGCUGCUAAUCCAUCAGCAUCUAACUCCGGAAAUCAGGGUUUUGAUGAUCCAUUUGGUGAUGGUCCAUUUAAAGCUUUCCCUUCAGGGGAUGCUGCCUCAGCUCAGCAACAAAUAUCGACUCCCGCGACUACUUUCCAGGCUACAAUGAGCCAAAUUAUGGAAGCAUCUCAGCCACCUUCUGUAAAAUCUGAGAUUGUCACAGGCUUUGACUUCGGGGAAUCAUUCUCUGCCAGUGCUUACUCCACUCUCAAUGCCUCAAACAGUCAACCUCCCUCAGGAAAUUCACAGUUUUUGCCUCAAGAUUUGUCGGAUCCAAAUCAGGAAGAUGAUAUAUUGGCAGAAAUCCUUCCACCCUCUGGACCUGCAAAUGAUGUAGCUUCACAUACAGUCUUUUCAGCACCAUCCAGCCAAUCAUCACUACCUGUAGCUACUUAUGGCCAGCAUGCACAAUCAGGUGCUAAUAUGUACCAACCCGCGCAGCCAAGUGCAAAUCCACAUGGCCAGCUUGCUCAGCCCAGUGCUAAUCCAUAUGGCCAAAAUGGGCAACCAAGUGCUAAUCCCUAUGGCCAGCCUGCGCAGCCCAGUGCUAAUCCAUAUGGCCAAAAUGGGCAACCAAGUGCUAAUCCCUAUGGCCAGCCUGCGCAGCCCAGUGCUAACCCAUAUGGCCAAAAUGGGCACUCAAGUGCUAAUCCCUAUGGCCAGCCUGUGCAGCCCAGUGCUAACCCAUACAGCCAAAACGGGCAGCCAAGUGCUAAUCCCUAUGGCCUGCCUGCUCAACCCAGUGCAAACCCAUAUGGCCAGUCAAGUGCUAAUCCCUAUGGCCAGCCAACACAACCAAAUGCUAUUCCUUAUGGUCAAUCUGCACAACCAAAUGCUAAUCCGUAUGGUCAACCUGCACAACCAAAUGCUAAUCCAUACAGCCAACCUGUACAGGUACAUGCUAAUCCAUAUGGCCAACCUGCUCAGCCGAAUGCUAAUCCAUACAGCCAGCCUACACAGCCGAAUGCUAAUCCAUACAGCCAGCCUACACAGCCGAAUGCUAAUCCAUACGGCCAACCUGUACAGCCAAGUGCUAAUCCAUAUGCCCAACCCACACAGUCUGUAUCUGCAGCCCCUCAAAUUCCAGGAUCUGCUGCUCAGAGCAGCAAUGGGAGCUUAAUGAUAGGUUCUAAUGGUCCUCUCUGUUCACAAAUGGCUGCUCAACCUCCAAGUCCUGCUGCACCAGCUACUCAGUUUAACACUGGAAGCUUUAUUUCACAGCAGGGUUCUGCUGUGCCAGUUGAGUCGCAGAGUGCUCCUCAAACCACAAACGAUUCAGGUGCACAUAAUAACAGUGAUGUCCUGGGAGGCUUUUUUUCACAACCAGGAUCGAACACUUCAGUGGCGCCACAGACUGCUACUCCCUCAUCAAUAGGAGCACUUGCUAUAGUUCCGCAACCCUCGAAGGAUAAAUUUGAGCCCAAGUCAGCAGUUUGGGCUGAUACAUUGAGCAGAGGACUGGUCAAUUUGAAUAUAUCUGGACCUAAAACAAACCCACUGUCUGAUAUUGGAGUUGACUUUGAUGCUAUUAAUCGGAAGGAAAAGAGGUUGGAAAAGCCUGCCCCAACUGCAGUAACGUCUACUGUCACAAUGGGUAAAGCUAUGGGAUCUGGUUCUGGAAUUGGCCGUGCUGGUGCUAGUGUUCUCAGAGCUCCAGCAAAUCCUAUGGUGGGUUCCGGCAUGGGUAUGGGAAUGGGUGGUGGUCCUGUUGGAGGUGUUGGCAUGGGAGGCUACGGUGGUAUGAAUCAACAACCUAUGGGCAUGGGAAUGGGGAUGAACAUGGGUAUGAACCCAGGCAUGGGGAUGAACAACAUGGGCAUGAAUCCAGGCAUGGGGAUGAGCAAUAUGGGCAUGAAUCCAGGCAUGGGGAUGAGCAAUAUGGGCAUGAAUCAAGGCAUGGGGAUGAACAUGGGCAUGAAUCCAGGCAUGGGGAUGAACAACAUGGGCAUGAAUCGAGGCAUGGAGAUGAACAAUAUAGGCAUGAGCGCAGGCAUGGGGAUGAACAUGGGAAUGGGGCAGGCAACCCACAUGCAAUCACAAAGUGGGAUGCCUGGCGGUUACAACCCUAUGAUGGGUUCCAGUGCCUACUCUCAACAGCCACAUGGUGGUGAUGGUGGUUACCGGUGAGAAAUCAUUGUCAAUUAGAGUAAUGGAAGUUACAUGCAUGCUUGUGAUGCAAGAUUAAGAGAGGUUGAAAUAGCAAGACCCAAUGUUGCCAUCGAAUUCCAGAGUGUAGUGGCAGCGGCCUGAUGAUGCGAUCCAUGUUUAUUCACGUCUAUUAUUUCUCAUACCAGCAUAAGCUAUUGCUCUGUUUUGGCCACGAGUCUCGGUUCAUUGCUGGUUUGAGUUUCAAGUGUUGUGAAAAUUGUGUAGCAGUGAAAGACAACCAGUGCUCUGGUUGCCUUUCCGUCUUCUCAUUCUUCCAUUAUAUAUUUGUUGAGCAUUUGUUGUAUGUGGGCUACAUCAUAGAACAAUAAAUAUAAUCUCCUUUGUUCUUUUUGCA
This is a messenger RNA of Gossypium raimondii (Peruvian cotton), 4093 nucleotides long. Its product is annotated as clathrin interactor EPSIN 3. The record is from RefSeq and is a predicted model, not a curated record. Lineage: Eukaryota; Viridiplantae; Streptophyta; Magnoliopsida; Malvales; Malvaceae. Gene Ontology annotation, biological process: endocytosis. The transcript is spliced from 14 exons. Gene Ontology annotation, cellular component: plasma membrane; endosome; clathrin vesicle coat. Gene Ontology annotation, molecular function: phospholipid binding; clathrin binding. Bases 298 to 3717 code for a protein of 1139 amino acids.